Trifolium pratense (red clover) is the source of this 1669-nucleotide messenger RNA. Its product is annotated as plant cysteine oxidase 2-like. The record is from RefSeq and is a predicted model, not a curated record. Gene Ontology annotation, molecular function: oxidoreductase activity, acting on single donors with incorporation of molecular oxygen, incorporation of two atoms of oxygen. NCBI's taxonomy places the organism in Eukaryota, Viridiplantae, Streptophyta, Magnoliopsida, Fabales, Fabaceae. Bases 450 to 1286 code for a protein of 278 amino acids. The transcript has 5 exons.
ACUGAAAUCCUAUGCAUGGCCCCUGGUUUUCAAUUUUACUUCCCCAAACCACUCUCUCUCUCUCUCUCUCUCUCUCUCUCUCUCUCUCUCUCUCUCUCUCUCUCUCUCUCUCUCUCCAUCUUUAUAUUUGUCUUUCUCUCUGUCUUUCAUUUCCUUGUUGUUGUUCUCUCUUCCUCUUUUAUAUCAACACAACUAAAUCCAAUCUCUCCAAAACCCUCUUUGAAUCUAUUUCCCUCCCCCUGUUUUCCCCUGUUUUCCUCUGUUUUACUCUGUUUUCCUCUGUUUUCUGUUUCAUUCAAUCUUUUCUCUAUUUUCUUUCAUACCCAUUUUCCAAAAUUUAAUUCUCAAUACUCUUGAUUCAUAUCAAAACUAUUCCUCUUAAAAAAUUAUCUUCUUGUUUCAUUUUCUUUAUCCGGGUCUGUUUUUUGCUCUGCUUUUGCUCUGUUUCAAUGGGGAUUGAUAGAAACUUAGGUGAUAGAAAAGGGAGAGAAUUGAGUGAAUUGCUUGAUGAGACAAAUACCAAUAACAUGAAAAUAAGAAAGAACCGGCGAUAUCGUCAGAAGAUGACGAUGUCGCCGGUUCAGAAAUUGUUUCUUGCUUGCAAACAUGUUUUUGCUAAUGCUGCUACUGGAGUUGUUCCUUCUUCUCAACACAUUGAAAUUCUUCGCUCUGUUUUAGCUGGAAUAAAACCAGAAGAUCUUGGCUUGAAACCUGACAUGCCAUAUUUCAGCAAUAUCAGUAACGAUGCAACACCAAAAAUUACAUACCUUCACAUUUACGAGUGUGAAAAAUUCUCGAUGGGAAUAUUUUGCUUGCCACCUUCAGCAGAAAUUCCUCUUCACAAUCACCCCGGAAUGACGGUUUUUAGUAAGCUUCUAUUCGGAACAAUGCAUAUCAAAUCUUAUGAUUGGGCUGUUGACUUGCCUGCUGAUGUCUCACAAACCCAGAUUCCGGAGAAAAGAUUGGCUAAAAUUAAGGUUGAUGCUGAUUUCACUGCUCCUUGCAAUCCUUCCAUCCUUUAUCCUAAUGAUGGAGGAAACAUGCAUUGUUUCACUGCAGUGACAGCUUGUGCAGUUCUUGAUGUUCUUGGUCCGCCAUACUCUGAUCCUGAUGGCAGGCAUUGCGCAUACUACCGAAGUUUCCCUUUUUCCAACUUUCCAGCUGAAGAAAUAUCCAUACCAGAAGAGGAAAAGAAGGAUUAUGAAUGGCUUGAAGAAAGAGAGAAACCUGAAAGUUUACAAGUAAUAGUGAAAAUGUACAGCAGCUCAAAGAUUGUGGAGAAUUAAUGUUGUUUUGUCAUCAUUCAUCAUAUGUUGUCUAGGGAAAUUUGGUUGUGUUUUUGUUCUUAGAUAGUAUUUUGUUUUUAUCUCUAUGGAACAUGAGAGAUAUUUGGUGUUGUUUUCAGUUAUUUUGUGUACAUACCAAAAACAGAAAAUGACAAAUUUUGCUCUUGAACUAAAAUUUACUUACAAGGUAAUGAGAUAGUUUCAUGAAAGUUGCAGAGAAGGGUUUAUAUAUAUAAAGGAAUCUUGUGCGCGCAACUGCGUAGAUGAUUAAGUUAACGAGGUAAAUGAGAUUUAUUUCUAACCAAACAAUUAAGGAAUUUGGACUUUUUUUUUAUGCAUGAGCAUGUAUUUAAAAUAAUAUUUAAAGAUUUCAACAUUGUUAA